Molecule: messenger RNA, 2677 nt
Organism: Dunckerocampus dactyliophorus (ringed pipefish)
Lineage: Eukaryota; Metazoa; Chordata; Actinopteri; Syngnathiformes; Syngnathidae
Gene: tada2b
Product: transcriptional adaptor 2B
Exons: 2
Coding region: 37-1488 (483 amino acids)
Biological process (GO): regulation of transcription by RNA polymerase II; chromatin remodeling
Cellular component (GO): nucleus; SAGA-type complex
Molecular function (GO): zinc ion binding; transcription coactivator activity; chromatin binding
Source: RefSeq, a predicted model, not a curated record
UACCCGCCCAACAACAAGAAGCUCGAGCCAGCCAACAUGGCCGACCUGGGAAAGAAGUACUGCGUGAACUGCCUGGCAGACGUUACAAAUCUCCGGCUUCGUUGCACCGACUGCCCCGAUAUCGAGCUGUGCCCCGAGUGUUUCUCGGCCGGCGCCGAGAUCGGCAACCACCGGCGAUGGCACGGCUACCAGCAAGUCGACGGCGGUCGGUUCUCUCUCUGGGGUACUGAGGCGCAGGGAGGAUGGACGAGCAGGGAAGAGCAGUCGCUCCUCGAUGCCAUCGAGCAGUACGGCUUUGGAAACUGGGAGGACAUGGCUGCCCAUGUUGGAGCUAAUCGGACUCCCCAGGAAGUGAUGGAGCACUACGUGACCAUGUAUAUCCACGGCAACCUGGGAAAGGCCUGCAUCCCCGACAACAUCCCCAACCGGGUGACCGACCACACAUGCCCAAGUGGGGGCCCGCUAUCACCCAGCCUCACCACCCCGCUACCCCCACUGGACAUCAGCCUGGCCGAGCAGCAGCAGCUAGGCUACAUGCCGCUGCGGGACGACUACGAGAUUGAGUACGACCAGGACGCUGAGAAGCUAAUCAGCGGCCUGUCGGUCAACUACGAUGACGAGGACGUGGAGAUCGAGAUGAAGCGUGCCCACGUAGACAUGUAUGUGCGCAAGCUACGUGAGCGGCAGCGGCGGAAGAACAUUGCUCGGGACUACAACCUGGUACCUGCCUUUCUGGGGCGGGACAAGAAAGAGACACGAGACAAAGACAAAGUGGGUCCACUAGGAGUUGUCGGCGUGGCUUGUGGGGGGAUUGGAGCGGGUGCUGGCGGCCCCACAGUAGGGCCUGGCUCCACAACGGCAGCAUCAACGUGUCCUGUCCCCACCACGCCCAAAAGGAAAAUCACCAAGGAGGAAAAGGAUCAGAGGGUACGCCUACGGGGACUCUGCCAGUUCAUGGCCCACCGAGAAGUUGAGGAGCUCUUUGAAAACAUGUACAAGGAGCGCACACUGAGGGCCAAAGUUCGUGAGUUGCAGCGAUACCGCCGCAAUGGCAUCACCCGCAUGGACGAGUCUGCUGAGUAUGAGGCAGCACGGCACAAACGUGAGAAGCGCAAAGAGAACAAGAGCGUGGCCAUCUCCAAGCGGGGAGGUGGGAUGGGACUCGGUGGGGCAGGAGGGAGCACUGUCGGCGGGUUGGGUGUCGGCUGCGUGAUCAAAGAGGAAGGAAAAGAAGGAGAGUUUGCUGCCAUCGAGAACCUGACGGGCUUCGAGCUGCUGUCUGACCGUGAGAAGGUCCUGUGUAACUCUCUCAACCUGAGCCCCACCCGCUACCUGACGGUCAAGACCAUCAUUAUCAAGGACCACCUGCAAAAGAGGCAGGGCAUCCCCGCCAAGAGCCGGCUGCCCAGCUACCUGGACAAGGUGCUCAGAAAGCGCAUAGUCACCUUCCUCACAGAGAGCGGUUGGAUAUCCAGAGAUGUGGCUUAAACUACUGACUUGUGGCCUUGUGAAUGUGUGCAGUUGAGCCCUGCUAUUCUUGGGGUUAUGUUCCCAGAUGACACGCAAAUAGCAAAAAUAUCACAAAAAAUUGAUAUGCACAUAAAAAGCUGUAAAACUUACCCUAAAAUUAAACUAUAUUUGCUUAUUUUUGAUACAUUACACAUGAAGAAACAACUGCAUAUGUUAUACAUUAUUACAGUACUUGCAAAACAUCCAGUUACACAUCGCAUCUUGCUAAAGCAUCUUCCUGCUGGAAAAUAUUGAGUGAAUUGACUUUUGAGACAGCGCCUCUGCUGGAGUCAGAGUUGGAGCACACUUGUUCCCCCACCCCUGCAGAUACUGCCGCCCAACCACAUUCUAUUUAAGUUACCAUUAAAACAACAAUUAAAAGCAGAUAUGAGAGAUCCUGAAAUUAUGCGGGGGGAUUGCCGAACCAUGAAUAGAUGGGGAUGUACUGUACAGUAAAGGAAACAGUGCAAAUGAGACGUAUUUGUGUGAAUUAUCAGUAUUUUGUUGGUUUGUUGACUUGGCACAUGUUCACGUGAGAUCUCAACACGCUUCACCACUUUGAUGACAGUUAUUGUUUAAGGAGCAACUACUCUCUUAUUUAUAAACAGUGCAAACACCACAUAGGCUCCCCAUAUAAAAAGACUCGCAACCAGUUGAACUCCUGAAUGAAUGGCUCAUUUUUAAGGGUUGGCGUUGCUUUGCACACUGCUGAUAAAACAAAGGAAUUUGAUGGUGACCCACAAAAUAAAAUGUCAGUAAAUUGUUUUCGAAUGCACUUUUGGUAGAGGCUGACUGCUGCUUUUUAGCAUCAAGCUAGUCAAAAGUUGUGUUUAGGCACAACCAGGUGUGUUUUAGUCCCCUGUGAAUCGUCAUUGCUGUUGAAAUGUGAUAUCACUGUCCAAGCUCAUUCCUAAUUUGGCUUUUGCUCCAAUUUGAAUAAUUUCUAUAAACUAUUAAUCAUAAUUGCAUUGUCGUCACCUUGCAAACUUCACUUUGUGUCCUUAUAUUUUGAAUCUGAAAGGAAAGUUUGCUUACCUAAUCCACCCACAUGUAGAUGUAUAAAUAAUUAUUUUUAUAAAAAAUGACAUAACUACUUACCUGUACAGGAUUUUGUGUAAUGGAAGAAUUUUUUUGUAAAGGAUUUCUAAUUAAAACAUUUUGUAUUACA